This is a messenger RNA of Sinocyclocheilus anshuiensis, 1267 nucleotides long. RefSeq lists its product as uncharacterized. The coding region runs from base 1 to 951 and encodes 316 amino acids. NCBI's taxonomy places the organism in Eukaryota, Metazoa, Chordata, Actinopteri, Cypriniformes, Cyprinidae. The transcript has 2 exons. The record is from RefSeq and is a predicted model, not a curated record.
AUGCAAACAUGUUUGCGUCACUUUAUGAAACAUUUUCUUCUUGCAGAGAGUGCAGGAAUGGACCAUAAUGAACCUCAUGCACAUCAACCGAUAAUAAACCAAUAUAAACUAAUGAUCAUUUUUAGUCCACAUUUGUCUUCCUCUGUCCAUCUCUUUGUCUUCUCCCUUUCCAUCCUUCCCUCUUUUCCAGUCUAUCUUUCUAUCCACAUUUCUGUCUCUACCUGUCUCUUUCCCUUUCCAUUCUUCUCUCUUUUGCAGUCUAUCUUUGUCUUUUCCUGUCCAUUUUUGGUCCACAUUUCUGUUCAUCUCUUUCUUUUCCCUUUCCACCCUUCUCUUCUUUGCUGUCUAUCUUUCUGUCCACAUUUCUGUCUCUUGCUGUCCAUCUAUCUCUAUUUUCCCUUCUAUAAUUCCCUUUGUUUCGUGUUCAUAUUUUUGUCUUUUCCUGUCCAUUUUAUGUCUACAUUUCCCUUUUCCUGUCCAUCUUUGUAUAUUCUCUUUCCAUUCAUCCCUCUUUUUUAUCCACUUCUGAGAUGUUCCUGUCCAUCUUUUUGUCUUGUUCUAUCUACUCCUGCAUAUCUUUUUGUCCACAUUUGUCUCUUCUUGUCCAUCUCCCUCUCUUUUCCAGUCCAUCUCUCUAUCCAGUUGUUUUUUCAUGUCCAUUUUUGUCCACAUUUCUGUCUCUUUCUUUCUCUCUGUCUUUUCCCUUUCCAUCCUUCUCUCUUCCCCUAUUUAUCUUUCUAUCCACAUUUCUGUUGUUCCUGUCCAUCAUUUUGUCUCAUUCUUAUUUCCCUUUUUGUCCACAUUUGUCUCUCUUCCUAUCCAUCCCUCUGUCCACAUUUCUGUCUCUUUCCGUCCAUCUCUCUCUCCCUCUUCUUCCCUCUUCCCCGUCUAUCUCCAUCUUCUUAUCUUACUGUCUCUUACUGUCCAUCUCUGUCUCAUCGUCUUUUUUAACACAUUUGUGCAUUUUCCUGUCCAUUUUUCCACCUUUAUGUCUCUUUGUCCUUUCCAUCCUUUUCUCUUUCCCCUAUUUUUGUUCACCUUUCUACUCUUAUCCCUGUGUUUUUCUGCAGAAAAAGCACUUCUGUUGAUUGUUUAAUAUCAAAAUGAAGACAUCCAAACGUCCCAUCUUAGUCAACUUUCCAUGAGAGACAAGUCUGAUGAGAGUCCCCUAAAUGGUGUUCUCAAGUGAAUGUAGCGAGAGACUGCAGCCCACGAGGCCAGCUGCUCACACACAAGCACACCAGCAAACACAGUGAGAAAUCAACCU